Molecule: messenger RNA, 1064 nt
Organism: Aspergillus wentii DTO 134E9
Lineage: Eukaryota; Fungi; Ascomycota; Eurotiomycetes; Eurotiales; Aspergillaceae
Exons: 2
Coding region: 155-778 (207 amino acids)
Source: RefSeq, a predicted model, not a curated record
UCUUGCGGUCACACUGUCCUUGGGAUGCCGAGAUUGCUAUUGGAGGCGAUGCAUUCCACAGGGAGGCAUCCGGAUUCCCCGGACUGCCUUGCCGAAAGGCUGAGGAACAAGCUUCAAUUUUCCAGGGAAAAGCUUGCUCCACAAUUCCAGAGACAUGGUUUGGCAGGUCACGAUGACCGAUCAUGAUCAGUUGAGAUGGUCAAAUGAUCCUGUGCUUCUGAGGUACAGACGAGGAAGACAAGAUCAAUCCGGCCUCCCCAGACUCGGGAGUCCCGCCAUGGUGGGUGGGUCAUUCCACUCCUUGAUCGCCAUCCCUCGAUCAACUGAUCACCCAAGCUCGCCGUCUUCGGUAAUCGCGCAACAAGUCACAACGCUCUGGAUCCCGAUUGCAUCUCAUGUGCCCCCAGCCAUUGUCCAAUCCCUGGCUGCAUAUCUUGUUUCUUUUUUCAUCGCACGCUUUCUCGGCCCCGCUUUGUUAUCUGUGCCGAGCAAUGUACCGUGGAUGUUCUCAGUCGAUUACAGCUUCUGGGGCACUGUAGCCAUCGUGAAAACAGCUCUAGAUUCUGAUAGUGGAUCCAAUUGUGAAUCACGCGGUGCUUUUAUUUUUUUUUUGGCUCCUUCUUGGCCUGCAGUUCUUCGCUUUCAGUCAAACAUCCACAACGGGCUCCUUCGGUACUAUAAACCGAAGCUUCCCUGGACAAUGGCAUGGACUCAUGAUUGUUUUUUGAACUGGCGUCUUAUCUGCUCUUAUACCCAUUUCAUUUACCUUAAUUCUUAAUUAUGUCUUUUGCACUCUCCCGAGCAUUCUCUCCAGCAGCGCGGCCAUGGCUACAAUGUGCUAAGCUUCACCGUGUCUCGCGGCUAUCCUAUUCAACCGCGCAUGGUUCAGACCACAUUCAAACAAGAAUCCCCACCCUAAAAGAUAAUAAAAAUGGCAUUCGAUUUCGAGAGUUCGACCUGGAGGACCGCGUCUAUGCCAUUACCGGUGGAGGAAGAGGUCUUGGUCUAGCCAUGGCCGAAGCGUUGAUGGAAGCCGGUGCAAAAGGUACUUCAAUUCCUUUAGU